Xiphophorus maculatus (southern platyfish) is the source of this 2872-nucleotide messenger RNA. RefSeq names its product extracellular serine/threonine protein kinase FAM20C-like (gene fam20cb). Gene Ontology annotation, cellular component: Golgi apparatus. Gene Ontology annotation, molecular function: protein serine/threonine kinase activity. Gene Ontology annotation, biological process: protein phosphorylation. The transcript is spliced from 11 exons. The coding region runs from base 195 to 1841 and encodes 548 amino acids. Lineage: Eukaryota; Metazoa; Chordata; Actinopteri; Cyprinodontiformes; Poeciliidae. The record is from RefSeq and is a predicted model, not a curated record.
GCCGCCGGUCCGAACCGAGCCGAACCCGGGCUGUGAAGGCUGAGCCGGUCCUGAAGACGGCCAGUGGAGAUGGUUCCGACCCGCUGUCCGCGCUCCUGCUGCGGCUGGCGGCCGCUCUCAUCAACAUCUGCAGCGAUGUAGUCAGCCUCUUCAUCUGCGUCCUCCUCAUCCUCAGCGACCCGACCCACCUGAAGAUGAUCCUGCUGCGCCGGUUCCGAGUCCUCAUCCUCACCGUCUUCCUGGUGGCCUGCUCCAUGCACAUCAUGGUGGACCUGCUGCCCAAGCUGGAGCGCCAGGGCGCCGGCUGCUCCUGCUCGCACGGCCCGGCCCAGGCUCCGGAGCGCGGCUGGGCCGAACCGGGCUGGCCCGACAAGCACACGCUGCGGAUCCUGCAGGACUUCAGCAGCGAGCCCGGAUCCAACGCGUCCUCCCGAGCCCUGGACCGGCUCCCUUUGGACGGGGCGCCGGCCCCGGAGCCGCCGGGCCCGCGGGGCGACAGGAGCAGACUCUUCCUCCAGGGGCCGGCGGCGGCCCGGCUCGGUCCAGCCCGGGGUUCGAGGCUGGCGCUGCUGUUCGAGCAUCCCCUCUAUAGACGAUCUGUGCCGCCGCUGACGGAGGAAGACACGCUGUUCAACGUCAACACGGACAUCAGGUUCGACCCCAAAGCGGCGGAGGACCAGGCAUGGACCGGCGAGGGCGCCGACGACGAGCUGAGCCCGGCGGGCGAGCUGACGGCCGAGUCGUACCCCAACUGGCUGCGCUUCCACAUCGGGAUCAACCGCUACGAGCUUUACGGCCGGCACAGCCCGGUGGUGGAGGCGCUGCUCAGGGACCUGCUGACCCAGAGGAUCACCAGCGUGGCCAUGAAGUCUGGAGGAACGCAGCUGAAGCUCAUCAUGACCUUCCACAACUACGGCCAGGCGCUCUUCAAGCCCAUGAAACAGACCCGGGAGCAGGAAACCCCGCCUGACUUCUUCUACUUCUCUGACUUUGAGAGACACAACGCAGAGAUCGCAGCCUUUCACCUGGACAAGAUCCUGGACUUCCGCCGAGUCCCUCCAGUCGCCGGCCGGCUGCUCAACAUGACCAAAGAGAUCCGAGACGUAACCAGAGACAAGAAGCUGUGGAGAACCUUCUUCAUUUCCCCAGCCAACAACGUGUGUUUCUACGGUGAAUGCUCCUACUACUGCUCCACUGAACACGCUCUGUGUGGGAAACCGGACCGGAUCGAGGGAUCGCUGGCCGCCUUCCUGCCCGACCUGGCUCUGGCCAAGCGCAAGACCUGGAGGAACCCCUGGAGGCGCUCCUACCACAAGCGCAAGAAGGCAGAGUGGGAAGUGGACCCGGAUUACUGCGAGGAGGUGAAGCAGACGCCGCCGUACGACAGCGGCUCGCGGCUGCUGGACGUCAUGGACAUGACGGUCUUUGACUUCCUGAUGGGAAACAUGGACCGGCACCACUACGAGACGUUUGAGAAGUUCGGUAACGAGACUUUCAUCAUCCACCUGGACAACGGCAGAGGCUUUGGGAAACAUUCUCAUGAUGAGAUGUCCAUCCUGGUUCCUCUGCUGCAGUGCUGCAGGGUCAGGAAGUCCACCCACCUGCGUCUGCAGCUGCUGGCGAAGGAGGAGUACAAGCUGUCGGUUCUGAUGGCCGAGUCCAUGACGCGGGACCGGCUGGACCCGAUUCUUAUCCAGCCUCACCUGGACGCCAUGGACCGCCGCCUGCGCCUGGUCCUGAAGGCGCUGUCUGACUGCAUCGACAAGGAGGGCUACGGCUACGUGGUGGAGGACGACCUGCAGGGGGCGCCGGGGGCCCGCAGCGGCCCCAGGACGAGGUAGCCAGGGGCUGGGUCCGACCCGCUCCCAGGAGAACCGACUGUGCCGCGAUCUGAAGCCCAAACCGAGCCAGAACCACCGGGUUUCACCUGGACUCCUUCAAAUCAACAUGUAGCUUAGAACCAACCGGGUCAGACAUGGGUCGUAGCUUAGAACCGGGUCAAACCCAGAACAUGGGCUCUGGUUAUGGAGUCUGGUUCCAUUCAGAGAAUUCUGAGGGAAUCAAACUUCCAAACUCACUUCCUUAGUGUGAGCUGCAGACUUUUACCACAGAAGAAGAACUGGAGCUGCAGACUUUUACCACAGAAGAAGAACUGGAUCAAAAUGAGGUUAUUUUGUAAACUGUUUUUUUAACCUGAUUUCUGCUGAUUCUGCCGUGUCAGCGUCUUAUCAGAGGGUUCUGGUGGGAGUACUGGUUUACUCCUGGAUUAUCUUCUCUGUAAGUUUUUACUUGACAGCGUAUUUAUUAAAGUUUAUAUUUAUUGUUUGCCAAAAGAAAUCAGAGGAAGAGGAAGCGAAACGAUUUCCACCAGAACAGUGAACUUCUCUGUGUGCCCACCAGGGGGCAGCGGCAGCAUGUGCAGCAAUCCAAGCUGUUAGUUUCUCAUGGUUCUCUCUCCUCUCUUAACACUGAGUCUGUUUCCAGCAGCUGUUCAGGCCUCUUCCUGAGAUUUAAACCAAAUGUGACACUAAUUCCUCUGGUUGUUUUGGUUUUAAUGUCUUUGGUGUCUGAUGUGGGAGAUGAUUCUCCUUCCUGAGCAGCAGCUGAUCUGUUGUCUCUACUCGCCUCUGGCUGACGUUCAUAUAUUCAGUAGGAAACUCUAGUGCCUGUGCAAUGAUAGAAAUACUUGAAUGUGUGGUUUUGCUAGCUGCGGGUUCUUUGUGUGUCUGGUUCUGCGGCCGCUCGGCGUCAGCCUCAGCAGCGUGUGUGACUGAAUUCAUGCAGAACGUGAAAAAGCUUCUUUUGAUUUUCUUUCACUCUUUGUUUUUUAUUUCAUUUCUUAUUUCUUUGCAUCAUGGUAUCAGUGCAAUAA